Molecule: messenger RNA, 1977 nt
Organism: Verticillium alfalfae VaMs.102
Lineage: Eukaryota; Fungi; Ascomycota; Sordariomycetes; Glomerellales; Plectosphaerellaceae
Product: dipeptidyl-peptidase V
Exons: 7
Coding region: 1-1977 (658 amino acids)
Biological process (GO): proteolysis
Molecular function (GO): serine-type endopeptidase activity
Source: RefSeq, a predicted model, not a curated record
AUGCUAGUGCCACCGUGGCUCUGCCUUCAGCUUCUCGCGCUCUCCUCUAUGAUGACUAUACAGGCCAGCAAAUUCACCCCCGAGGUGCUUCUCUCGGCGCCGAGGCGGUCUUCCGCCGUGCCCAACCCGUCCGGCAACAAAGCCUUGUACACCGUGUCGUCCUACUCUUUCCAAACCCACAGCAAGACGAGCCAGAUUCGCGUCAUUGAUGUCCACAGCGGCCACUCGACGCUGUUGUACGAGGAUGGCUCGUACAGCGAGCCGACGUGGAUCAGCGACAAGGACAUUCUCUUCUUCAAGAGCGGCGACAAGGGGUCCACGAGCUUGAUGCUCGGACACUCCGGCCUCCCACAAGUAGUCCAAGAGAUUCGCAACUUUGACGGCAGCCUAUCCAACCUCAAAGCCUACCGCCUGUCAGAUGAAGAGGUCGCCAUCGUCUGUUCCGCCCCGACGACUCUGUCCGGCGCCAUGUACCACCCCUCGUCUGAGAGCAAGGCUCUGUCCUCCGCCAAGACAUACUCCACCUUGUACGCCCGUCACUGGGAUGCGUGGCAGACGGAGAACAGGAACUCUUUGUGGUACGGCCUGCUCAAGAAGAAGGGCGGCUCCUAUGAGCUCCAGGGGCCCGGCUUGGUCAAUGCUCUUGAUGGCACCAAGCUCGAAUGUCCCGUCCCGCCCUUCGGGGGCACGGCUGACUUUGACAUUGGCCGACGUUCACCGAGGAGAAGCCUGCUCCGCCUCACGAGGGUUAAGACGGGCAACCUCCAGGGCUACGCGGCUGCGCCCGUCUUCUCUCACGACGGCAAGCAGGUUGCCUUCACCAAGAUGAAGAGCAAGCAGUACGAGUCUGACAAGCCGCGUCUGCUUCUGAUCCCGGAUAUCGCCGAACUCACCGGUGUACAGGAGUUCUACGUGACAAAGGAUGAGGUUGGCGGCUGGGAUGCACGCCCUGAGUGGAUCACCUGGAGCAAAGACGAUAAGGAGCUUUAUGUCGCGGCCGAAAAGCACGGGCGCGUCAGGUUGUGGAAGCUGCCGUCUUCCCCAGAAAAGGCCGUAGAAGAGCCCGAGUCUAUCUUUGAGAAGGGAUCCAUCAUCGAAGCCAGACUCCUUCCCGGUAGUGGUAAACUCCUCGUCAGCUCCAACUCACAAAUCGAGAGCUCUCUCUUCUCCGUGCUGGACCCGUCGAGCAAGAAGCUGGACUACGUGUCCUCGAGCUCCAAGCACGGCAAGACAUUCGGCCUGUCGGAGAAGCAGCUGGAGAACUUCUGGUUCAAGGGCGCCGAGGGCUACGAUGUGCAGGCGCUCGUUGUCAAGCCGUCCGAUUUCGACGAGAAGAAGAACACGCGUUGGAAUCCGGCCAUCUUCGCCGAGCAGGGCUACAUUGCCGUCAUGCCCAACCCCGUGGGCAGCACGGGCUACGGGCAAAACCACACUGACGCGAUCCAGAGCCAGUGGGGUGGUCUGCCUUAUGUAGAUCUGGUCAAGUGUUUUGAGCACAUUGAGAAGAACCUCGACUAUGUCGAUAUUGACCGGGCCGUGGCACUGGGUGCUUCUUACGGCGGCUACAUGAUCAACUGGAUCCAGGGCAACGAGCUCGGACGCAAGUUCAAGGCGCUCGUGUGUCACGACGGUGUUUUUUCGACGCUCAACCAGUGGUCGACGGAGGAGCUCUUCUUCCCGUUGCACGACUUUGGGGGCCCGAUCUGGGAGAACCGGGCGACAUAUGAGAAGUGGGACCCGGCGACGAAACUUGCCAACUGGUCGACGCCACAGCUGGUCAUCCACAACGAGCUCGACUAUCGGCUGCCCAUCUCGGAGGGCCUCGCCAUGUUCAACGUGCUGCAGGCGCGGGGGGUGCCAAGCCGGUUCCUCAUGUUCCCCGACGAGAACCAUUGGGUUCUCAAACCGGAGAACUCGUUGGUGUGGCACAAGGAGGUUCUUGGUUGGAUCAACAAGUAUUCUGGUGUAAGCAAGUAA